AUGGCCAACACUGCGGACGUGAUCAUCUUGUCGUCCUCUCCGAAUCCACCACGCUCUCCAGGUCUGGCCGCUCAGCAUGAGAUUCAGGCACCUGGCACCUUUCCUCGAAGCACAACGCCAACGCCUGCGCCCGCUUCCAACGCGAAACCCGCGAAACCUGCGACGCGCUCGCGGUAUUUCGCCACCCCAAGUGCAGCAGAUAAAAACAACGAAAAUGCCAAGCAGCCGCGGACCCGAGUAUCAAGGAAGGCCGCAUUUCCAAAUAGCGAUGAUCAGAGUAUCGCAAGCAAACCGCAUCAGAAAUCCAAGCGCACCACAAACAAGCCAAUAUCAAUUGGACCUGGAGACCCCUCAGUGGAGGAUGCAGCUACAAAUGCAAACACACCGAAACAGAGAAAAGGUCGUCCGAGAAAGACAGCAAAGAGUAAAGCACCAGCAAAUAUGACCUUGGCUGGUAAAGUCACGAAGACUGGCGGAGAUCCGCCGCCCAAAAAUGCCAGCAAACGUGCGAAAAAGACGACCAAAACAGAUACAGAAUCGCCGGGGGAUUUUACAGAAAUACCUGCUGACGAAGAAUCGAAUGCUCUAAGGAAGGAUGAAGCUUUGCAUUUGGAUGAAGCUCUACGCAGAAGGGUUGAUUGGACUCCGCCAAGAGAGACCCUCUGCGGUGAUAUCGCAGUCAUGUGUGAUGAUAACAACCAAGAUGAAGGUGGUGCUGGUCCGAAUGGCACCCUCGGGUUUGGCAAUUCAUUAUCCGAUUUCAAUUAUAUUGGAAAUGCCUUAAACCCACGCGACCUUAUCCAGAAGUCGACCAGCGAAGCACCAACGAAACGCCGUCGUAUAGAUCUAGUAGACCCUGUGGUUCAAUCAGCCCUGAAUGGAAAGCCUGAUUCCUUCGAUCAGGCACUUGGCCAAGAUCAGGGUGUGGCUGGGAAGACCAAAAAGACAACCAACAGUAAACCUAAGAAGUUUACCACGUUGACUGCUCGGAUGACUGCACAAUAUGCAAUUGAUGACGAUCAAGAGGACGAGCCAGCGGCCGAAUGGGCGCCAGAAGUCAAACCCACGAAAAGCAGACGAUCAAAGGCCAAAGAGACAGCUCAAGAUCCCCGUUUCACCAUUCUGUCCCCAGAGGCCGCAGUUGGGUUUGUGAACGAUCAGGAUCUUGUAUUCGGUACUUGCAGUCAGCUGGAAAGAGAGGAUUCGCCCCAGACUAUGCGCGAAAUGCAACAGGCUAUCCGCGCAUCCGAAAUUCUUGCAUACUCCGAAGGCAUACGCGAUCCUCGCAACAGUCCUGGUGCCAUGCAAGGGCCGACUGUCCGCUCCGUCUCAAAAUUGACAGGAACCCGCAACUUGUGGUGUGUUGCCUCCAGGGAUACCGAGGGAUCUUUGGUCCAGGCAAAAGCACAAAAUGUGAUUGACUUGACAGAUCAGGUCGAACCGCCACAAAAGGACCUAGAAAAUGUGAACGCAAACUCACGCCAAACCCUCCCAGACAAUUGGUAUGAGCACGCAUUUGCAGAUAUCGAUCCCACGCCAGAAAAAAAAGCAUUGCCGUCUACAAUGAUCAAAGAAAGCUCGGCUUCAGUCCAGCAGGCUCAGGUGACCCUUCCAUCUCAUGCUCCAGCGCUGGCGCCAGCAUCUGAUGUGAAAGGUAUAGCUACCGAGUCAGCCAAAGGAACAGGCAGUGAUUCCACUGAGGCGGUCAAUCACCAGGCAGUUGGUCCAAAAGUGCCCGUUAUGCCAAAUUAUGCUGGGUUCACGGACGCCGAGUUGUCGAAACAGGUGUCUACUUUUGGGUUCAAGGCAGUCAGGGGCCGCAAAAAAAUGAUUGAACUCCUACGGCAAUGUUGGGAGUCGAAACAUGGCAGUAGUACCCCUGUUUGUGAGAACAUCAAUCAAAGUGGACUAGGAAAGACCGCCAUUUCCCAAUCCGUCGAAGUUCCAAAGUUGACCUCGAGAUCAAAACACACGACAAAGACGAGACCUCCUGCGGCUACCACUCUUGUCGAAGAAUCGAACGAGACAAACAUCGCGGUAUCCCAAGCGCGAACAAACAUCCAAACAAGCCCCCAGAGGCAAACUCGAGACAAAAGCGCUACUUCAAACUCCACCUCAUUCCUUGACAUCGAAGAGAUUCAAGACUCGGAAGAAGAAAUCACCCCGUCGCCAAGUCACGUACAAAAGCAUCACAAUGAAAUAUCCUCAAGAAACAAGGCAGCCAAAGGAGUCAUCAAACACUCCUUGAAUAUCCUUACAAAAACGCCGCCACAAAGUCCAACGAAGCGCAAGGUUGUCUCAUCCAAACCAUCAGUCACAAAACAAAUAAACUCCACAUCUUCUACGUGCAAGGCAAUCUCUCGCGUGAGUAAAUCUUCCGAGCGUGUCCGUCUCGCAGACAUUUCUACGCAAAUUACAAAAGCCGUUCGUAUGCAGCCGCGAUCACCAUCUCUCGGCAGCCGCAUUCACCCAACAUGGCACGAGAAGAUACUCAUGUAUGAUCCCAUUGUGCUGGAAGAUUUCACAGCAUGGCUUAAUACCGAGGGACUUGGACUUGUUGGCGAGGAUUUCGAGGUUGGCACAGCAUCUGUUAGAGAGUGGUGUGAAAGCAAGGGGAUUUGUUGCUGUUGGAAGAAGAACGCAAGCUGGUGA
Molecule: messenger RNA, 2652 nt
Organism: Penicillium salamii
Lineage: Eukaryota; Fungi; Ascomycota; Eurotiomycetes; Eurotiales; Aspergillaceae
Source: the annotation of a GenBank genome assembly